Molecule: messenger RNA, 2082 nt
Organism: Capsaspora owczarzaki ATCC 30864
Lineage: Eukaryota; Filasterea; Ministeriida; Capsasporidae
Exons: 3
Coding region: 103-1911 (602 amino acids)
Source: RefSeq, a predicted model, not a curated record
CUUCACAAAACACAAAAACCCCAUUUUGUGAUUUUUUUCACUCGCACACGCCAACCACCAGUUGCCCCUCGCUCUCUCGACUCCCCCACCAACACAACCACCAUGACCACUGCCGUCCUCCCUCCCAUGUCGGAAAUCACGCCGUUGCUCAAAGACGUCGUCGACAACGCUGAUUCAAGCCAAGUCACUGUGGCGGACGUCCUCCGUGCUGUGGAGAACAAGAUGUCUCUCGCCGAGGGUACCUUCAAGGAAGAUCCCGAGAUGAACGAGCAGCUGUGCGCGUACAUUGACUCGUUGCUGGGCGCACAUACCAACCCGGACUCGCCCAUCGACAAGACCAUCCAUGGCAUGGACUCGCCCGCUUCGGACGGCGAGAACGACGACCAGGCGGCCAACAAGACGGCCGACACACCCGACUCUGGCUGCUCGACUCCCAUGCAAAUGGACCCUGCUGCGGAAAAGCCAGCUGCGACCAAGGCAUCGGCCAAGAAGGCAGCCGGCAACAAGACUCCGAGCAAGGGACAGGCGGACGCACCCACGACCACCGAGUGGGACGAGGCGGAGGAGGCCACGACGGUCGAGCACCUGAAAAAGUGCGUCAAGCUGACUGGCUCGCGCAAGACGUUUGCCAAGGAGCUGGCUGGCAAGACCCCCGAGGAGCAGUGCGAGGUGCUGGCCAACGCGCUGACGGAAAUGGGCGUUGCCAGCCCCAUCACGCUUGCGCGCUGCACGGAAUUCAAGACUGCCCAAGCGGCUGCCAAGGCAGCGUCUGCUGCGACGUCCAGUGCUGAUGAGAGCGAGUCGGCCGAGACGAUCGCCGCCGCUGCUGCUGCCAAGCGUGCUGCCGCCCAGAUUGCCAGCAUUGACGUGGAUGCCAGCAACAUUCUGACCGAGGCCUCUGGCGGUCGUGCGCGUCGUGCAACUGCGCAGCGCACACUCGAGCUCAUGCGCAAGGUGUCGGAGAGCGCCCAAGCCAAGAUCGAAGGCAGCGAUGACGAGGAAGACGGCAACGCGGGCGAGGACGACGACGACGAUGCCAACGAAGAGGACGACGAUGACGAUGAUGCUGCUGAAGAAGAGGAGGACGAAGACGACGACGAGGAGGAGGACGAGGACGACGUUGCUGACGAAGAGGAGGAGGAGGACGACGAGCCGACUCGCAAAAAGUCCAAGUCGGCCAAGAAGCAGCCUUCCUCGUCGCCUGCCAAGAAGCCUGCCGCCGCUACGAGCAAGUCUCCCAGCAGCAGCGCCAAGAAGAGCCCUGCUGCCAAGUCUCCUGCCGGUGCUCCCAAGGCUGCCUCGCCCGCUUCGAAGGCUACGACUGCCGCCAGCAAGGCCAAGUCCCCAGCGAAGGCGCCUGCGACUGCUGCUGCGAAGGCCAAGAAGGCGACCACCGACGACAUGGAGGUGGACGAUGACGAUUCCGCUGCGAGCUCCAAGAACAAGAAACAGGCAACCUCUGACGAAGAGGGCGACACUGCUGAAGCGGACAACGCUGGCGAGGACGAGGAAGCCGACGAGGAAGCGCCCAAGAAGAAGGCUGCUGCUCCAAAGAAGGUGGCUCCGGCUACGAAGAAGCCUGCCGCCAGCCCCGCCGCAACUACCACCGCCAAGCCUGCCAUCGGAGGAGGAGGCAUCAAGCCGCAGAUUGGCACUCCGCGCAAGGGACUUGGAGCUGGUCGUCCACUUGGCGCACGCGCAGGCUUCACGCCUCCGUCGCGCGUGGCGCCUGCAGCAACUCCCACAAACACCCCGACCAAGGGCGUGAAGCGUGCCGCAAAGUCUGGGGACAACCAAGAGGACGAUGAGGAGGAAGGCUCUCCUUCCAAAAAGUCGCGUUGCUCGGACGACGACGAGGACGACGAGGGCAACGAGCGCCGUCGCCGUGAUGCAGAGUACGAAGAUUGCUAGCUUGCUUUGUGUGUUGUUGAGUCGAUGAUGUGAUGGUGGUGGUGUAGUUACAGUUGAUGAUGUCGGAAAUGUUGUGAGUCGAUUGAAAUUUUGUUUGUUUCUGCAUGUACAUGAACUUUGGACCUUUUGAUAAACAAAAACAAAAACGUUCUGAUGAGGACGACUAUUGGC